Messenger RNA from Neogale vison (American mink), 3105 nucleotides. It is a transcript of the gene GCNT4, whose product is annotated as glucosaminyl (N-acetyl) transferase 4. The transcript is spliced from 2 exons. Lineage: Eukaryota; Metazoa; Chordata; Mammalia; Carnivora; Mustelidae. The record is from RefSeq and is a predicted model, not a curated record. The coding region runs from base 78 to 1442 and encodes 454 amino acids. Gene Ontology annotation, cellular component: membrane. Gene Ontology annotation, molecular function: acetylglucosaminyltransferase activity.
GGCAUGCGCCCUUUCCCGAGGCGGGGGUCGCGCAAUCUAGGACCUCCCGGCCGAGGCGCCAGGAAGAGCCGCUCAGAAUGAAGACAUUCAAAUGUUGUCUUAAAUACCCAGCACAGCAGAAAGUUUUCAUCUUAUUUGUAACUCUGUGGCUGUUCUCCCUGUUGAAGCUUCUAAAUGUGAAAAGCCUCUUCUCCCCUCAAAGAGGCAUUUACUUGGUUGAGUCCUUCCUGAGUACCUCGCCUUUUGUAAGGAACAGGUACACUAAUGUGAAGAAUGAAGUCAGGUAUGACGUGAACUGCUCAGGGGUCUAUGAACAGGCACCUUUGGAAAUCGGCAAAAGUCUGGAAAUAAGAAGGAGAGACAUCAUUGACUUGGAUGAUGAGGAUGUCGUGGCAAUAACCAGUGACUGUGACAUUUAUCAGACCCUGCGAAGGUACCAUCUAAAGCCCGUUUCAAGGGAGGAGAAGAGCUUCCCAAUAGCCUACUCUUUGGUCGUUCAUAAAGACGCCAUUAUGGUUGAAAGGCUACUCCAUGCUAUAUACCACCAGCACAAUAUUUACUGCAUCCACUAUGACCAUAAGUCACCUGAUGUCUUCAAAGUUGCCAUGAACAAUUUAGCCAAGUGCUUCUCCAAUGUUUUCAUUGCCUCCAAAUUGGAGACAGUGCAAUAUGCACACAUUUCCAGACUCCAGGCUGAUCUAAAUUGCCUGUCAGACCUCCUCAAGUCCUCAGUUCGGUGGAAAUAUGUUAUCAAUCUGUGUGGGCAAGAUUUUCCAUUGAAGUCAAAUUUUGAAUUGGUAUCAGAGUUGAAAAAACUCAACGGAGCAAAUAUGUUAGAAACGGUGAAACCCCCAACCAGUAAAAUGGAAAGAUUCACUUAUCACUAUGAACUCAGACAGGUGCCUUAUGAAUAUGUGAAGCUACCAGUAAGGACAAACGUCUCCAAGGAAGCCCCCCCUCAUAACAUUGAGAUAUUUGUUGGCAGUGCUUAUUUUGUUUUAAGUCGGGCAUUUGUGAAAUACAUUUUCAACAACUCCCUCGUUAAAGACUUUUUUGCCUGGUCUGAAGAUACGUACUCUCCGGAUGAACAUUUUUGGGCUACCUUAAUUCGGGUACCAGGAAUACCUGGGGAGAUUUCUAGGUCAGCCCAAGAUGUGUCUGACUUACAGAGUAAGACCCGCCUUGUCAAAUGGAACUAUCACGAAGGCGUCUUGUAUCCACGAUGUACGGGCUCCCACCUUCGAAGUGUGUGUAUCUUUGGGGCGGCAGAAUUAAGGUGGCUGAUAAACGACGGGCAUUGGUUUGCUAAUAAAUUUGAUUCUAAGGUGGAUCCUGUCUUGAUUAAAUGCCUGGCGGAAAUGCUUGAAGAGCAGCAGAGACAAUGGAUCACUUUAUCUUCAAAAAAAUUACUUAUGGCUAAAAAUCCCAUAAUCACAUCAUGAUGAAAUCAUGAUAGAAGGAAGGUGUCUGAUAAAUAGAGCUCUUAUGGACUUGUAUGCUCUACCAUGCCCAGUUCCACUUGAACUUAACCUCCUCAUAGUUUGCGAGGUGUCCAUAAUUCCAUGCACAAAGGCGACAAUUAGCCUGAAUUUGGUUGGGUGUUUUUAUGUUUGCUUCCUUGUAACCUUAUGGAGCUAAAUCAGAGAUUCUAAACGGUCCAUUAUCAGAGCUCAGAAACUACUGAGCUCCAGCUGUAUGCCAGGUACUUUUAUAAAUCCAAAUUGCAAUGAGUUGUACAAUGCCUUCAAGGCUUGCCCUAGCCCCACAGCAACCUUAAUAUCUUACAUUUUCCUCAUAGCAAUCAAGAUUCUACAGAAAAGGUGUUGGAGUGUGGGAUAAUCAUGUAACCGUCGAAACCACCAAUUUCAGGGUAGUGUUUAUGUCCAGUGACCAACACUCCACUUGUCUUUUAAUUCAGCUCCCUAGACUUUUCUUAACCAUUAGAAUAUUUGAAGGAGAAACCACUACCUCAGGAAAGCUCAAACAAUUGUCCAGUUUCCUCCUUGCCAAAGCAUAAUUUUCCUAUUGGUGCCUCACCCUUUGAGUUCAGAGUCCGAAGACUCUGUUGGCGGGGCAUUUACAGUGGGUGAAUGUCAGGGAGGCUGGAUGGGGGCUGAGGGGAUUGGGAUAAGUGGUGCCUGAAGAGAAACAAAGGGAUCUGUAGGACUUUCACAUCAUGUUACACAAUGGCUUCGUGAAUGAUGUCUUUUUAAUUCAAUUAGUUCUUUAAAAUUAUUGAUUAAUUAUAAGAACUUGAUUAAUAGUUCAAAGUGUUAUACUCCCAAACGUUGAACCUAAGUCUUCUAGCUCAUAGAUUAUCAUUAUAUGUAGGAUUCUUUUAUAGUGGAAUUAGUGUAAUUUUGUUUUAUGGAACCAUUAAGCUAAGAAUCACUGAAUUUUCUUGAAAAGGUUUGUAAAAUAUGACAGCUUUCUAAAUUAACUAUUAUGGUAAUUUAAAAUUUUUGCUUACGUCUCCAGUAACUGUCCAAGUAGAAUCCAAGCUUAAACUUACAAAAACUAUUUAAGUCUACUGAAGUCUCCUCAGCUUAGAUAGAGGAAAAUUUAAGUUUCUUAAUGACAUAGGAAGAAUAUUCAUUAAUGGUAUUUUGUAAAACCUACACCUUAGAAAACUACCAGACGAAUCAAAUAUACAUCUAUUUUAAUGUCACUGUCUUGUACCUGGAGUGAAGUGGGACAGGAGCAGGGUCCUGAGAACAGGUUGUAGUAUUUUUUUUUACAUCUCAGGAAAUCAUGGAACUCAUGUAAAAAUUUUUUGCUGAUCUUACGUUUCAGUGUCAGCCUCAGCAUCUACAUAAAGAUGUAGUAAUCAAGGCCAAUGUGAGACUAUUUGAAAGACUAGAGUAAAUAUUUUUGUAAGUGCCUGUGUUCUACCUGUGAAAUGUCUUUGUUGGUUUUAAAAUGUUUAUGAUACUGAGAGCCAAGUGGCACCACUUCUCUCCCCUUCUUCUCUGGAACUCAUUUUUCUUUCUCUUUUUUCCCCCUACCCCCUUCAAAUUACUUUAUUCUCCAGAAACAACUAUGACCAAACUCCUCUUCUUAAAAAUAAGUAACUGUUGAGGGCCCCUGGGUGGCUCAGUCAGUUUA